Phasianus colchicus (ring-necked pheasant) is the source of this 7828-nucleotide messenger RNA. It is a transcript of the gene BICD2, whose product is annotated as BICD cargo adaptor 2. Gene Ontology annotation, biological process: microtubule anchoring at microtubule organizing center; retrograde vesicle-mediated transport, Golgi to endoplasmic reticulum; microtubule-based movement. Gene Ontology annotation, molecular function: dynein light intermediate chain binding; dynactin binding; cytoskeletal adaptor activity. Lineage: Eukaryota; Metazoa; Chordata; Aves; Galliformes; Phasianidae. Gene Ontology annotation, cellular component: Golgi apparatus; cytosol. The record is from RefSeq and is a predicted model, not a curated record.
GCCGUGGCCGGCCGCGGGCCGCGGCGCUGCUAGGAGCGGGGGACGGGCCGCGCGUUCGCCUUUCCGCCCGCCGGCUGCGGUGCCCCCGCCGCCGACAUGUCGCUGGGCAUGGAGGAGGAGGAGUACGCCCGGCUGGUGAUGGAGUCGGAGCCCGAGUGGCUGCGGAGCGAGAUCAAGCGGCUCUUCCAGGAGCUGGGCGAGACCACCCGCGAGAAGAUCCAGGCGGCGGAGUACGGGCUGGCCGUGCUGGAGGAGAAGCAGCAGCUGAAGCAGCAGUACGAGGAGCUGGAGCUGGAGUACGAGACCAUCCGCGCCGAGAUGGAGCAGCUGAAGGAGGCUUUUGGGCAGGCCCAUACCAAUCACAAGAAGGUAGCAGCAGAUGGGGAGAGCAGAGAGGAGACCUUGAUUCAGGAAUCGGCUACCAAGGAAGAGUACUACAUGAAGAAGGUUAUGGAGCUGCAGACAGAAUUGAAGCAGCUCAGAAAUGUCCUUGCCAACACCCAGUCUGAAAAUGAACGCCUUAAUUCUGUUGCACAGGAACUGAAAGAGGCCAAUCAGAAUGUGGAGAUCCAAAGGGCCCGCCUGCGAGAUGAUAUUAAGGAAUAUAAAUUCCGGGAAGCCCGUUUGCUGCAAGACUACACUGAGCUUGAAGAAGAAAACAUCUGUCUCCAGAAACAAGUGUCUGUGCUGAAGCAAAAUCAGGUGGAGUUUGAAGGUCUGAAACAUGAAAUCAAAAGACUUGAGGAGGAAACAGAAUUUCUCAACAGCCAGCUGGAAGAUGCCAUCCGGCUGAAGGAGAUCUCUGAACGUCAGCUGGAAGAGGCCUUGGAGACGCUGAAGACGGAGCGAGAGCAGAAGAACAACCUUCGUAAGGAGCUGUCUCACUAUAUGAACAUCAACGACUCCAUGUACAACAGUCACCUGAACAUCUCUUUGGAUGGUCUGAAGUUCAGUGAUGAAGCCACGGAGCCCAAUAAUGACGAAAUCAUGAAUGGAUUUGAACAAAAUUGCCUCAGCAAACACAGCAAUGGCAAGAACAAUACAUCAACCCCCAAGAAAAAUGAAGGCUUCCCCCCAGCCCCAAGUCUGGUUUCAGAUCUUCUCAGUGAAUUAAACAUUUCUGAAAUCCAGAAGCUGAAACAACAGCUUGUGCAGAUGGAAAGAGAAAAAGUGAAUUUGUUAACGACACUACAGGAAUCUCAGAAACAGCUGGAAAACACACGGGGGGCCCUCUCAGAGCAGCAUGAGAAAGUUGGCAGACUUACUGAAAACCUGAACGCAAUGAAGAAGCUCCAGGUCAGCAAGGAGCGUCAGUCUGCCCUGGACAACGAGAAGGACCGAGACAGCCAUGAAGAUGGAGAUUAUUACGAAGUUGACAUCAAUGGACCAGAGAUCCUGGAGUGCAAAUACAAAGUGGCUGUGGCAGAGAUCACUGACCUAAAAGAAGAACUUAAAAAUCUUAAGGCCAAAUACAAAGAAUGUGAGUCUAAGUAUGAGGAAGAGAAGAGUAGAUAUGAGACCGAGAGCCAAGCUCUUACGGAAAAGAUUGCGUCGUUAGAAAAAUCCAGUAGGCAUGAUAGAGAGCAAGUGGCCAGACUGGAAAAGGAGCUGAAGAAAGUCAGUGAUGUUGCUGGAGAAACACAGGGCAGUCUCAGUGUGGCCCAAGAUGAACUAGUCACCUUCAGUGAGGAGCUGGCCAAUUUAUACCACCAUGUCUGCAUGUGCAACAAUGAAACUCCAAAUAGAGUGAUGCUGGAUUACUACAAAGAAGGCAAAGGAGGACGCAGUAGUCCAGAGGCCAAGGGAAGGAGGUCUCCUAUUCUUCUCUCUAAAGGGCUGUUAACCAUUGAUCUAGGAAAGGCAGAGAAUGGAAGUGGUGACAGCAGCCCAUCUCCAGUGUCAUCUCUGCCAUCUCCUGUGUCAGAUCCUCGGAAGGAACCGAUGAACAUUUACAACUUGAUAGCUAUAAUCCGUGAUCAGAUCAAACACCUGCAAGCUGCUGUGGACAGAACAACUGAGUUGUCCAGGCAGCGUGUUGCCACUCAAGAACUUGGGCCAGUGGUGGACAAAGACAAGGAAGCUCUCAUGGAAGAAAUCCUGAAGUUGAAGUCCUUGUUGAGCACCAAGAGAGAGCAGAUAGCAACUCUGAGAACUGUGCUCAAGGCCAACAAACAGACUGCAGAGGUAGCUCUUGCCAACUUAAAAAGCAAGUAUGAAAAUGAGAAAGCUAUGGUUACGGAGACAAUGAUGAAGCUGCGAAAUGAGCUGAAGGCUUUGAAAGAAGAUGCUGCUACCUUUUCUUCCCUGAGAGCAAUGUUUGCUACAAGAUGUGACGAGUAUGUCACACAGCUGGAUGAAAUGCAGCGGCAGCUCGCAGCAGCUGAAGAUGAGAAGAAGACUCUGAACUCCUUGCUUCGGAUGGCAAUCCAGCAGAAACUGGCACUGACCCAGCGCCUGGAGCACUUGGAGCUGGACCAUGAGCAGUCCAAAAGGGUGCGCACAAAAUCUGCUUCCAAAGCCAAGAGCAGUAACCCUACUGUAAGUCAUAUUCGCUCUUGUGGAGACAGGCCUGAAGGAUCUGUCCUUAACAACCAGGUGUUUUGUAGCGAAAAAUAUAAAAUCUAUUGUGACUAGGAGAGGUGUGUAGAAAAAGCAUAUUAUGCAUCUUAUUUUAUGCUGUAAUUGUCAGCGUAAAUCCCCACUAUCUAACGUCGCGGUGAGUUGACUUGUACUAGUAAGUUGUUAAACCAGGUAAUACAAGUUGUAUUAUGGUGGUCUUAACUGUAACUAAUUCGUAAGUACGGGGAUGGUAUUAACAAGGUAAUGGUGGAAAGGAAGUAGCUUUUUCCACAGUUAAGGUGUGUGGGUUUUGCUGGUUAUGGUAAGUGUUAAGAGUACACCUGAUAUAUUCUAUCUGGUGUUACUAAUUGUAGUUUGUAUAGCACAAAUGUGAUCCUUUCUCCAGGGUUGCAGCAUACUUUAAUAAAUGGUUUCACAGGCAUAAACGAACAGAAAACCUCCCUUGCUGCUGUGUCUAGAAGUGGUGAAAAGCAAGUGUUCAAAUUAGAGUUAUGUCUUGAAAAUAGAGAGCAUUUUGAAACUGGAACCAAAAUUAAAUCUGCCUGUUGUGGCAGAUAAUAAGGACUUGCAGUUAUAUCACCACUUACCAAUGUCCUAAAGCUUUUAUAGGCCAUAAAAGCUAGGAAAAACAUGGUAGGAUACAUUAUUUACACUCUGCUUCCCUCACUUUAGAGGAUUAAUCAGAAGAAACUUGCACAUUUAUAUUAAAAAUAUGCAAUAUUUACCCCCAUCUGGUAUAAAAGCUAAAAGUUUGAGAAUUGGGAUCCUACCCAGUAGGCAGUUCCACUUGAAGUUAUGCUCUGGAAAAGUCCCGUGUCGUGGAAGGAUCUCUGUGGUGUCCUGAUGCUCCUUGCAGCACAACGCUUGGGAAGGAAUCUGUUUGAUAUAUUAUUGUAGCCACACGACGUAUCUGUGUAGAAUUAAUGUGACUAUGGUCUAGUAUUGUUUUUCUCAGCUUUCAGUAUUAAUCCAAACAGGAUGAUGCUUCAGAGCUCUGAUCAUUUUUUAAAUACACAAACGAUGUUGCAUUCCUUAUGCAAGAACAUGUUCCACAGGGCUCUACAUUAUAGGCACAGGAAAUUGAAGCAGAUCACCCACUAAUAAAUAUUUAUGAAGUAGCUUAGUAUACAUAUUAAUCUUUAAAAACAAACAAACCUUUGUCUGCUGUUGAACUUCUAAGAGGCCUUUUUAGCCACUUAAUUUAAAAAUGGUUGAAAAUACAAAAGUGUACUUCAUAAUUGGUGCCUAUAUGGAAGAUCAAGAUUGAAAAAGUUGUUUCUAAAAUUGUGGAAAAUCUGUGGAGCACAGUAAGGCACGCUUUUUUUCCCCUUCAAACCAGUUUUCAAGUGCCUAGCCUCAGACUUUAUUUUAAUGUGAAGCCCUGUUCAUUUUGUACUCUUACAAAUAACUUUGUAUGCCUGUAGUAGUACUUAAAAGCAAGGCGAGACUGCACAGCUGCCUGCUUGGUAGUCCUGUUUUAUAAAGCCAUUCUGAUAUUCCCGCUGUGGUACCGCCUCAUCUCACUGCCAUUUCUUAUAGAUGAUCAGCAGCUUGCUUCCUCUGCAUUGCCGCUCUGCCUAUAAGUAGUCAGGAGAUAUCACAGGUAAUAAGGAGCACAGCUUGUUUUCCCAGCAAAGGGAAACCGCUUGGGAGUUUGGCUUCCCAGAUAUUAGAAGGAAAAAAGUAAAAAAUGAAGUCCCAUAUAAUGAGACUUCAAACCAAUGGAAUUGUGGAAAACUUGCUAUGAAGCCGAGAACACGAGGAUGCCACAGCCAAAUGCCAGAAUUGCAUUUCCCAGUAUUGAGAGCAGGGGAAAAACCCAGGUUUGUUAAUUCUGAUAUGUUGCUCAAACAGCACUGCUUGCCAAAUUGGCACAAAUAGCAAUUCUGGCCUUAGAAAAUAGGCCUUGUGCAUCUGAUAUUACUUUUUUUUAGAAAACACUGAGUUCUCCUGAAUUUGAGCUUUAAUAGUGCUAAGUAGCAGGUUUGAUAUUUUAGAAGCAAGGCAUCUUUUAACAAUUUUCAAUCCUGCUUUUCUCCUCUUUGCUGCACAAUCUUCCAAAAGGCCUUUAUUCUUCUCAUUCCUGCAUUAAGUGUAAUUUAAAAAUACUUGGUAAAGGAGGCAUUGGCGUGCUAACCUUCUCUGCUUCAGUAGAAACAGAAGUUUGCUUCCACUAUGGUAGGGAGCUGUAAUACAUUUCUCACUGCGUCCAUGUCUCUGAUUGCAGUAUUUUCACAAAAUACUGAUGGCAAAAAAGUACAUUUGAGAAACUAAUUGAAUUAAUUGUUAGGGUUUUUUUUUCAAAUUAGCUGCAACUUUCUAUAAAGAUUUUAAUGUUAUGGUGACUAUUACUACUGGUCUGAGCUCACGCUCUUCAGUUCCAAGCAUGAACAAUUUUGCUAUCAGCACAAUAAUCCUAGUAAUCAUUUCUACCUUCUUUCAUUUCUGUGGAUCUAUAAAUUAAAAGACAAACCUCACUGCUAUUUGAGCUUGUUAAAGUCAUGGUUAAACUUCUUCUAGCAUCUAUUAUAAUUUAAAAAAAGAAAAGAAACGAGCCAUGGUGGUAAAGGUGACUUGAUCCUGCUGUUUGUAUUUUUAGAUAAUGAUUAUGUUUAAGAUUGAGGCUUGAUUAACCAUUUCUUAAAAUGUAUGUUUGCUGUAAGUCUUUCAUAUCACAUCCAAUGGGUUGGGCUAAAGCAUGAAAAAUUUCUUAAGCCGUCACCUACCUCUGCAAGCAGGCUCUUCUGAAUGAUGCUCUCUGCAUUGGCCUGCAUGACACACUGACCUGCAUGUUUCUGGAAAGUGUUUCUUGCACAUUUAUUGCUGUUAACUUGUGCUUGAACAGCAAAGCUUUAUUCAGUACUUGUAAGAAACUUUCUUUCUGCAAAGCUAUUGCUUCCAGGCUGAACUCAUAAAGCACUGUUUCAUCAGCUUGGAAAGCAUCUUUGAGCUGAAUUCGCUGCUUCAACCCCAGCAAGCUAACAGACUCCCUCAACAACUAACCUGCUCUGGAGCUUUUGCAGCACGUUGUAUUAAGUUGUCAGUUCUGUGAGAAAUAAACACUGUUUUUUUUCUAAUGCUAUUUUAUUUUUUUUCCAUUUUUCAGCUGUAGAAUAGUCCAUGGAGAAGGCCUUUCCAACAGUGCAACAGCAUUUCUUAGCCUCUUUCAUUAUGGUUAUAAGUGGUAGCCCAUUGCACAAAGAAUGCAAACCACUGCCCCGAUCCUAACUUUUGAAAACAUCUUUCCCUGUGUACUACCUGAAACUUUCCUUUUAUGUCUCAAGCUAUAAAGCAAACGAGCUUUACCUAUAAGUGCUGCUGCAGUAAGAAAACUUACAAGUGCUGAAGAAACCUACUUCAAAUGUAACGAUCACCACAUUAGUUUAUGAUCUACUAGAAAUGUUUGGAUGGGGGAAUUUCUUAUUUCAUUGCAGACACUCAUUGUUCAUCUGAUCAUUAAACCUGUGCACUUUUGAUAUUUUGAUAUUUUUCUUUAGCUUCUUUAAUUCCUUACGUAGAAGAGUUUAUAUAAAUGCAGUGGUUUGUGCUCAUAGUUCCUCUCCAACUUCGACUUCUGAUGGUUGAUUUCUACAUCAGCAUGUGGCAGAGAUUUUUUUUUUUUUUUUUGGCUCUAGAUGUGUUUAGAAAAGAGUUUCAACACAAAACAGGAGCUCUGCUAAACUAUAUGUGUGCUGUGCUUCAGCAGCUUUUUAUUAUUAUGAAAUGUUAAGCUUUAUAUGUUUAAAUUACUGAUUUUUUUUUUUAACUGCCAUAUUCAUUAAGAAAUCCAGGGUAUUCAAAUUCUGGGGUUUUUUUCAUAUUGUAUUAUUAUUCUUAGGAAUAGUUCAAUGUAACAAGAAGAAAACUUGACUUUGCUCUGGUUAAAACAGUAAUAGGCACUUGAAAAAUAUAAAAUAAGUAGUAUUACCUAUAAAUUCCAGAAUUCCUGGGUUUUAGGAAGUUGAAGUAUUAUUGAUUAACAGAAUUUUAUACAACUGUACCAGUUAAAUUCCAAAUUGGAAUUGUUUUGUUACUUUUUCAUUUUUAUUGUGCCAAAUUAUGGUACAUUUAGAAAGAAAAAUUCUAAAGUUGUCAAUGAUAGGGUGUUAUCUAUCAGCGCCUUCUGUCAUUAAUUAUUGCCAGUAGUGCCUUUAAUCAUUUGAAGGGAGAACCUUAGAAUAGCUUCGUCUGUACAAGAAGAAAUGGAAUGGCUGUUUGGAAUUUAGUGACGGCGUGGAGCAAUAAGUGCAAAGUGAACUCCCCUUUCGCACAUUUUUAAUGGGUAGUCUUACUGUGCUAGAGAUGGUAUAUUCAAGGAAUUGUAAAAAAUUCUGUUAGUCAAUGAUAUUUCAUCGUGCAAAUCCUUACAAAUUCAGGGGAAUAGAGGGAAGAGAAAAAAACAAAACCGAAACAAACCCGAAUACGCUUUGGGAACCAAAUGGACUCCUAGCAAACAAAGCAAGAUGUAGAAACACAUUUGUGUAACAGUACGGAGGACGUCUCGGGAGUAUUGGUGUUAUGUUAGCUUCGUAUGGUGGUGGAUGCAGUUAACCAUAGUAUUGUUUGCAAAUGUGGACAACGGAACACGAAUAACUUCUCUUGCAUGUUAUAUCUAAUCAUUGUGAUUCCAGGAAACAGAAACAGAGGAGUGCAUCACCAAGCUGUACCUGCCUCUCGGGUGCUGUUUGUUGAGGCUGAUGUGAACGAUUAAAUUGGUACUUGUUGGGGGGGAAUUCCCCCUCCUCAAAAAAAAGUACAAAUUGAAAUAAUAUUGACAGUAGUGAAAAGAUUUCUGUUUGCUGGAAAAAAUAAAAAAAAGAACAACAUUAUUAUUCCUAGAUGUGGGGACUUAUAUUUCCAUCUUCUGUUACAGUAUUGAUUCAUAAGAAAUAUUGUUGCAUUUAAAAUUACUACAUUUGUAUGUGGGUAUUUAUUUGAAAUGAUGUCGAAGUACUGUAUUAUGUUCUAUGUGCAUUACCUUUUAGUGGUGGAUUGGUCUCCAUUUAAUGUCCUAUGCAUGUAUUCUUGCCAAGUAACCUUUACCCAGAUCUGAAAAAAGUGGUUGUUAAAGAGACAACGUGGGAACUGAUUCUUAAAAGUAUCAUUGUGUGUUAAUUGGAUAACCUUAGGAGGCAUAGAGGGAAAAAUGUUACUUCCAAAUUAAUACAAAAAGUGUUAAUGUAGGAAAGCAAUCUGCCUGCGUAAAGGUAGUCACAUUGGCAGUAUCAAUAAAAAGGAAAAGGAAUCA